AUUCGGGGCGUCAGUAAACGUCAGUCAUCGACACAUUCAAUGGAUCGCAUACAAACGCGCUAUCUGGACGAAGUGCAGAGGCAAAAAAAAGAAAAAAAGCAAAUAAUUCCUAUCACUUGUAAUUCAAUUAAAAUAGUAAAUUUCCGUCAAAUGGCCACCAACAAAUAUACAAUAAAAGCGUAAAAGGUUACAUCAGUAAGAAGUGAAAAGCCGAAAUAAUUGGAUAAAAACCAUAAAUCGGAUGCAGCGCAGCAAUAAAAGCAAAGUUGUAGUUUAGUUUGUGACUUCUGGUUGUACAAUAUAUAUAUAAAAAAAACAGUUCUUUGUGUUGAUAAGUUCUGUGCUUUACAGUUUUUUUUCUCGAUUUGCUUCAGUUGAUUUGGUCGUGGUGAAUCAGUUUGAUUUGACUGUUCAAAGCAGCGAUAUCAAACUGGAACUGUGUAUUAAAUGUGAAACUAUCAUCGGUUGUCUGUCAAAAGAAAUAUCGAGAGAGAGCGAGAGAAAACAUAAAACACACAUAGAGAGAAGACGAGAAAAAAAUAACACACAUUGUGUAAUGAAUGCUGUGUACAUCGUGCACAACAUAUCAAGUGAAUCAUUUUCUUUUCGGUCAUCAUAAUCAGCGAGCGAAAGAGAGUGCAAGCGCUCAGUAAAACGAGCCAGUGUUCAGUGGUUUUUUUUUGUUGUUAUUUCUUUUUAUAGACGAUUUAUUGAAUUGUUCAACGUAAAUUUAUUCGAAAGCAGAAAGGAAUAUUUAGCAGAAAAUGAUGGUUGAAGACGGUACUGCUGAUGCGACCAAAAGACUCAAUGUCAAAAAACAAACGCUCGAUGAUGCAUAUGCGGUGCCUGCGAACUUUUUGGAAAUAGACGUUGUUAAUCCCAUGACCACGAUUACAGCUGGAAAAAAACGCUUUACGGACUAUGAAGUCCGCAUGAGAACGAAUUUGCCCGUAUUCAAAGUGAAGGAGUCAAGUGUACGCCGACGUUACAGUGACUUUGAAUGGCUUAGGAAUGAAUUGGAACGUGAUAGCAAAAUUGUGGUGCCGGCAUUGCCUGGAAAAGCUUGGAAACGUCAAAUGCCAUUCCGUGGCGAUGACGGUCUAUUUGAUGAGAAUUUCAUCGAAGAGCGACGCAAGGGCCUUGAAAGUUUUAUCAAUAAAAUAGCCGGACAUCCACUUGCCCAAAACGAACGAUGCCUGCAUAUGUUCCUACAGGAACCGACUAUCGAUAAAAAUUACGUGCCGGGCAAAAUUCGCAAUACAUAAAAGUGUGAAACCGUAAAUUAAACUAACAAACAAACAAAAUACAGAAAUCUAACGCGCAAUGCAUAUGUGUUUCGUGUGUUUCGUGUGUUUCGUGUGACAUUAAGUUGAAAUCCGUUUGAUUGCUUCAGAACAUAUUCCGAAAACCGAAUUAACACCGUUGAAAAAUAAUAAUUAUGCAAACUCAGAGAGAUCCAUAGAAAAAAAAAUAAUAACAAAAUGUACCGCGUUUUUCGUUGAUCACCGUUUGUUUUAAGAGAAAACCAAAAAUGCCACUACAAAUUGUACAGGUUCGACUUUUGUUUGGUAUCAUCAGUCGAAUGUUCCAAGAAUCUUUUUUACAACACAAUUCAAGUAUUUUGCUAUGACAUAACAUUUCGUGCUUCUUCCAAAUCACAAAUAAACCAAUAUCGGAAUCUCCUCUAUCUCAAUCAAAAUUUUCAACUUGAAAUUGUUUUCCUUUACAAAAAAAAUUAUAUUCUCAGAAAAAGUUGGAAUUGGCCAAAUUUCCACAGUUUCAGUUGCUGUCGCAAAUUGAAACGAAAAAAACAACUCUAUUUUCAAAAAAUCCAGUUUAUUUUUAUCCAAUUGGCUUUGUUAAAGAAUAAAGAAAAAAAAAUUAAUCUAAAAUAAGAGAACAAAAAUGUUGAACCCGACAAAUACAAUUUUUUUCAACAAGAAAUGAAUUUCAAGGGACAGUUUUAUAGUUAGUAUUAAAUUUAUUGGAAUCUUCUAGUUUGUUCUUUUGAAAUUGCGAAAAGAAAAAAGUCAGGAAAAAAACAAAUGCAGUAAAAAUUAAAAAAAAAAGUUUAAAUAAAUUAUAUGUGACUCAAUAGAUAAAAAAGUAUUUAAAAUGAAAACCAAGACUUUGCCCACACUUUGUUUCAAUUUGUUCACUAAUCAUGUUUAUCAACGAUACAAACAAAUUCGAAUCGUUCCAAUCGGUUAUGUUACUAUCUGUUAAGUAAUUGAUUGAGCCAAUUCUAAUUGGCUCAUACUGAUUGGGUCUUAGCUCAUCGACAAAUAUGGACAUGUUCCAUUGUUUCAAUACGUAAAACUGAUAUUUAACACACAACAAACAAUCAUUUUACAUAAUCGUUUGCAACAACAACAACCACAAAAAAGCUAUAUUCUGUAAAAUGGAAGUUGUUUUUUUAGCAAGAAAUAAGUAAAAAAAAUGUCUAUUUUACCGGUUCAUGAUCAGAAGAGAGAGAAAAAUACUAUUGAAGCAAAUUAAGAUUUUACUCUAAUUUAAACAACAACAAAACUGUAUUUGGUUCGAAGUCUCAGUUGGAAAUAUUCAUAGGUCUUUGAGAGAGAAACAAAGAAAGAAUAGAAACAUUUAGUUAAACCGUUUGGCUAAACUGAACAGGUGCAAGCUGAAUUUUGUGCAAGGAUUCGUUGAUAUGACACACAUCCUUGAAAUGUCAUACGAAAUUGUAUGCCAUUAGCCUAAGUAUUUUGAAUUAAUAUGUAAUUUUAAUAAGAAAGGACAAAAUGAAAUAUACAGCAAGAACACUUUUGAAGGAA
Sitodiplosis mosellana (orange wheat blossom midge) is the source of this 2792-nucleotide messenger RNA. It is a transcript of the gene Snx3, whose product is annotated as sorting nexin-12. The record is from RefSeq and is a predicted model, not a curated record. The transcript has 5 exons. Bases 765 to 1265 code for a protein of 166 amino acids. Gene Ontology annotation, molecular function: phosphatidylinositol-3-phosphate binding. NCBI's taxonomy places the organism in Eukaryota, Metazoa, Arthropoda, Insecta, Diptera, Cecidomyiidae. Gene Ontology annotation, cellular component: retromer complex; early endosome membrane. Gene Ontology annotation, biological process: late endosome to Golgi transport; endocytic recycling.